GUGUCGAAGACUUCGAGAAGCGCUGAGAGCCUCGCAAUUGGCACAUUUUGUAUACUUCUGGGGUCCGCUUUGAGCGGUCUCGGUGGUGCCAUUGUCGAGUGGACGCUGCAGCGGAAGCGGCGGGACAGUUACCUGUUUAGCUCAGAGAUGGGCAUCUUGGGAUGCGUGAUCAUCGUCAUCACCCACCUGAUGAAUGCCACUCCGGGAGACGAAGGACUCUUCCAGCGGUGGACUCCACGGACCUUCAUACCCGUGAUAUCCCAGGGAUGGGGCGGCAUUGUCGUGGGCCUCAUUGCAAAGACCUCAGGCAGCGUGAAGAAAGGAUUUGCGGUGAUGGUCGGACUGAUUCUGUCCUGUGUGCUGAAGUGGCUGGUGGACGGCGAGUCUCUCCAUUGGUCGACGAUCGUAGCAGUUCCGCUGGUAGCCACGAGUAUAUAUCUGCACGCCAAGUAUCCGCCGCCGAAGACGCCUGCAAAGCAGGUGUAG
Symbiodinium sp. CCMP2456 is the source of this 486-nucleotide messenger RNA. NCBI's taxonomy places the organism in Eukaryota, Dinophyceae, Suessiales, Symbiodiniaceae. The record is from the annotation of a GenBank genome assembly.